AUGUCUCAAACUGAUGACAAACUAGCAAGUAAUGAAAGGGUAGUCCAGAAUCUCCAGAUGGUGGUGGAUUUAGAAGAUGAAAAAGAAGCAAUCAAGCCUAUAAAACGAAGAGCAUCUCGUAAAAGGUCAAAGGUUUGGGAUCACUUUGAUUCUUUUACAAAUGAAAAAGAUGGGUUGAACCACAUUGGGGAAUCUGUUGAACGUGUUAGGGCUGCAGUUAAAUAUGUUAGGCAGUCCCCAGCAAGAAUUAAAAGUUUUAAAAGUUUUGCUGAAAUUGAGAAAUGUUGUAGCACUAAGAAUUUGGUCCUUGAUGUCCCUACAAGGUGGAAUUCGACCUAUUUAAUGUUGGAAACAGCCCAAGCAUAUGAAAGAGCUUUUAGUAGAUUUGAUGCUAAGAAUUUACAUUUUAGGGAAGAUCUUGAAAAUACCGGGGUGCUUAGAAUAGCAGAUUGGAAGAAUGUUAGGAGGUUGAUUGGUUUUCUUGAACAUUUUUAUGAUCUUACUUUGAAAGUUUCAAGGACAAAGUAUGUGACUGCUCAUUCUUUUUUGGAUGACAUAACUUUUAUUGCCGUUGUAUUGAAAAAAUGUCUCAAUGAAGCAGAUGAUGUUGGCCUUAAAGACAUGGCAAAGUUUAUGAAAGCAAAGUUUGACAAAUAUUAUGGAGUGAUUGAAAAAAUGAACAUGUUAGUUGUUGUUGCUUCUGUGCUUGAUCCUAGGAAUAAGUUUGAAUAUCUAGAAGUUUUGUUUACUGAUGUGUAUGGAAAGGUGGAUGGAUCAUCAAUCGUUCAAAUUGUCAAAGAAUCAAUGAAUGAUUUGUAUGAUGAAUAUAUGAGAAUUCAUGCUCCACAUAAUACAACUCAUUCAUCUACUUAUGAUCAUUCUUCGUCUUCAUCAUCACUGGGUAAAAGGGUUUCACCAAUAGAUAUUGAACCUGCAAAAAUUUUGAAGGAAAAGUUCAGAAAUGAAAUGAAAAGGAGAAAGAUUGAGAGUGGUGUUAGAGAUUCUAAGUCUGAGUUGGAUAAGUAUUUGAAAGAAGAGACUAAAGUUGAUUCUGUCCAAUUUGACAUUUUGAAUUGGUGGAAAGUUAAUAGCCCAAGAUUUCCUAUUUUGUCUUUGAUGGCUCGUGAUAUUAUGGCUAUUCCAAUAUCUUCGGUGGCUUCCGAGUCUGUUUUUAGCACAGGUGGAAGAGUUUUGGAUGCAUUUAGGAGUUCUUUAACUCCUAAAAUAGUUCAAACAUUAAUUUGCAUGCAAGAUUGA
Zingiber officinale is the source of this 1257-nucleotide messenger RNA. RefSeq names its product zinc finger BED domain-containing protein RICESLEEPER 2-like. Gene Ontology annotation, molecular function: DNA binding; protein dimerization activity. The coding region runs from base 1 to 1257 and encodes 418 amino acids. The record is from RefSeq and is a predicted model, not a curated record. NCBI's taxonomy places the organism in Eukaryota, Viridiplantae, Streptophyta, Magnoliopsida, Zingiberales, Zingiberaceae. The transcript has 2 exons.